This is a messenger RNA of Pneumocystis jirovecii RU7, 2865 nucleotides long. RefSeq lists its product as uncharacterized. The record is from RefSeq and is a predicted model, not a curated record. The annotation marks the transcript as partial. Lineage: Eukaryota; Fungi; Ascomycota; Pneumocystomycetes; Pneumocystales; Pneumocystaceae. The transcript has 3 exons.
AUGAAAGUAUUUAUGUUAAUUGUUUCUCUUGGUAUAUCAUAUGUUUUUUCAGAAAAUAUUGAAUUUAUAUAUAAAAAAUCUAUUUUAUCAGAUUUAAUAAGUGAAGAAAAAUUUUUUGCUUUGAUUUUAAAAGAAAAUGCAUUAAACGAUCAAUGUCAAAUAAAACUAAAGGAAUAUUGUAAAAAUUUGGAAGACAUGAAUUUGAACCCGAAAAAUCUACAUUAUUUAUUGAAAAAACCAUGUGAAGAGAUGAAAAUAAAAGAAACGUGCGAUAAUUUAAAAAGCAAGAUUAAACAGACAUGUACAACAUAUGAGAAAGUUUUUGAAAGUAUAAUAAAAGAAUCAUUUUUAAGGCAACAAAGUUGUCUAUUAGAAGAUAACUGUAUGUUUUUAGAAGGGGCAUGUCCAAUGGAAUUUAGACAAAAAUGCAACAAAUUAAGAGAAAGAUGUAGAAAAAAAAAACAAAAUGAAAUAACAGAAAAAAUUCUUUUAAGAAUAUUAAGCAAAAAUUUAAAAAACAAAGAAACUUGUGAAAAAGUUAUUAAUGAAAAAUGUCUUUUACUAGUGGAAGAAAGUAAUGAACUAAUGGAAUUUUGUUUAAAUUCUUCAGACAGAUGUCAAAAACUUAUAAAUAUGAUGAAUACUCAAUGCUCUAAUCUUGAAAGUGAUAUUAGCUUUUUAUUUACACACAAUGACACCCUAAAAACACAAUGUAGUUCAUUACUUGAAAAAUGUUAUUUUUAUGAGGCAAAUUGUGAUGAUAAUAUUCAGACUAACUGUGAAAAAUUAAAGAAAAAAUGCGAAAAGCAGACAAAAUAUACACUAUUAAAUUUAACAUUUAAUCCAAUAAAAAACAUUGCACUAAUGGAAAAGAUAGGAAAAGAAGAAUUAUUUGGAGAUGAAAUUAGAAAGCCAAAAAUAAAGGAUACGAUUGAUCUUUUAAUAUUAAUAACAAAUAGUAGUUUGAAAGAAUGUAAAACUCGUCUUAAUAAGUGUUAUGAAUUUUGCAACCUUUUGCCUCAAUUAAAAUAUUUAUAUGAUAAUAUUACAAAAGAAAUGAGUAAAAAUAAAGAAGAAAUAUGUACUACCCUAAAAAGUAAAUUGAAACUUAGAUGUAAUGCUUUUAAAUUAAAAUUGGCUGACUUAUCAUUGUCAAAUACCACUAAAGACUAUGAAGAAGCUGCAUUAUUAGGAUGGUUCGAGCAAUUUACAACCCUUGAUGAUCGACUCUGCGCAAAUUUGGAAUCGAGAUGCUUCUAUUUACAGAAACCUUGUAAUUCAGAAAAUAUUAAACUUGAUAAUGCAUGCAGUAAUGCAAAAUUAGCAUGUUUAAAGAUGCGGGUUUUUAGAAAGGAAUAUCAACUAUUAGAAACCAAUUUAAGGGGAAAACUACAUAACUUAACGAUUAAAAGUUCGCUUAAAACAUGCGUAAAUGAACUAUUUAAUUUGUGUAAAAAAGAAACUAAUAUUAAAAAACCAGUAUUAAUAAACUUAUGUUUACAACCAUGGGAUACUUGUAAGGAACUUGCAAAUGAUAUAGAAAAACAAAGUAAGAGGCUUAGAAACGAUCUGGAUCAAAAAAGGGAUUUUCCGGAUAAAGAGGACUGCAAAAAACUAAAAGAGAAAUGUGAAGUGUUAGGACAUGAUUCAAAAACGAACGACUUACCAUGUUUUACACUGAAAGGGCGAUGUGAUCAUUUGGAAAAUGCUAAGGAAUUAGAGGAAAUUUUGUUAGAAGAAAAAGUAGAAAAUUUAGGCAAUUUAGAUACAUGUAUAAAAAAAGUUUCAGAAAAAUGUAAUAAAUGGUCUAAAAAAAAGAGAACAAGAUUUAUUUUUUCGUGUAUACAAUUAGUCACUACUUGUCAAAUCAUUACUAGAGACAUUAAAUCUAAAUGUUCUGUAUUAGAAAGGAACAUAGAUAUUGAAGACGUUCUAGAUCAAGUGAAGAGUGAUGAUGCAGACAUAAAGGGUCCUACAUGUGAUUUAUGGGAGCCUUAUUGUGAUAAGUUUAUGUUGAGCUGUGAAAUACUUGUACAAAAUAAUGGAAAGAAUGGAAAGUGCAAAGAACUAAAGGAGAGCUGUGAACCCUAUCGUAGAAUACAAGAACAAGAAAUGAAACUUAUGUAUGAAUUAAGAGGAGGUCUCAAUAGCGAAAAUAAAUGUAAAUCAACCCUUAAUGAACACUGUUUGCAUUGGGAUAAAACGAAAAAUGAUACAUUCAAGAAUUUCUGCAACAAUAACACUGAUACCAAAAAUAAUACAACUAAAAAUGAACUGUGCAAGAAAUUACUAAAAUAUGUAAAGGAAAGAUGUACAAAAUUAUUGGCAAAAUUAAAUGGCAUGGCAACGGAAAUAGAAGAAAAUGUAAAGAUUGUUGAAAAAUUGAACGAAGCAGCGAAAAAAGCACUAAAGAAUACAAAUCUUAUUUUAACUUCAAGCAAACAAAAAACAGAUCCUAACAUAAAUAACGCAACAUUAAUUCUAGCUUAUAAUGCAAAUGCUUACAGAAAUAUAAAUUUAAAAACAGAUGUAACUUUGAAAAAUCAAUCAAGGUAUUUGGAACAAAAGGAGACAAAAGUGAAUAUUACAGAAAAAGAAGUUGAAGCGUUUGAUGUAGCAGCAGAAGCAUUAAAGGUUUAUACAGAAGUCAAAGCAGAGUGCAAAGGUCUGCAAUUAGAAUGUGAAUUUAAGGAAGAUUGUUCUGAAUACAAAGAUGUAUGCAAGAAAAUUGAAGAUGCAUGCAAUAAAUUAAAGUCACUGGAAAUCAAGUCUUCAGAAACAAAAACAAUUAAUCAAACUAUAAAGACCAUCAUUACAAAAACCGAGACAAAUACAACACAAAAAACACUGACGACAGGAGAACAA